UAGUUGCAGUGUUGUCGGCACAGCCAAACUCCCAUGGUGUGUGUGUGCUGGUGAGCGUUGUCGCAAUAACAUCAACUCACAGUGAUUGACCAGUGAUUAAUUGUGUAGUGGCCUCAGCACCUUUGGAUAACGUUAGUUCUCUCUACCAGAUCAUUACGAAGGACGUCUGCACAUAUUCUCGAAGAGGUGAGCGUGUAGAGUGCCCUCAACAUCACAGGCUGGCCGGCAGACCUUCCCGUACAGAAGCAUGGUUAACGUGUAAUGGUUGGUGGUGAGGAGCGUCAUGGGGGAGCCGCUGGAGGCCGUGGAGGGGUCGGACUCGGAGAUCAGCCGUCUGUUCCCCAAGUGCCGACCUCGCUCCGCCACCCACACGCCCACCACCACGCCCACCACCACGCCCACUGACGUCCGCCGCUCUCGCCUCAACCUCAACUGUGUCCUCGACUCUGACGACAACGACAACUACGAACCCCAGCACCCCACCGGCGACCUGCCCAGGCUCUACGACAACUCCAAGUUGAGUCGUGACAGCGGGAGCAGCGGGCGCAUGUCCGUGGACAGUGGAUCCGGAUCCCGUUCCGGUUCCACGCCGGGUUCCAGGUCGGACUCCCACUCUGGCUCACACUCAGAGUCCAAAAUGGAACGCAGUGCCGAGGACGUGGACAUGGACGUGGAUGUGUCAGUAGUUAGUGCCUACGACGACUAUGAGGACAGAUACAUGAGGUCGUCAGUGUUAGAUUCCUCUUACGAAGAGGCGCCACAGCCUCCCCCAGCCUCCCGCCACCAGCCACAGCGCCGGGAACACUUCCGGCUUAGAGACUCACGUAUCGAGAUCGCCGGAGGCCGGGAAGUGUUCAGCCACAGCAGGUCACGGCCCGCACGGCGUAGACAUGACGAGUCACAGCGGCGGAGAGGCCAGCAACAGCAGUACCAGCAGGAGCGGCAACAACAAGAGCAGCACUGGCCUGAGUCUCCCGGGGACAGCGAGGAGCGGGGUCGCGGCUGCUCGGUGCGGGAGUCACCGUUGGUGUACGAGACGCGACUCACGGGGUCUUCCGAAGUCGUUUUUGAUGACAUCGGGGAGUGGGUGGCACGGGGCCUGACCGUACGGGCGCUGGAUGACCGGCCGGGCUCUCCGUCCUCGCCCACGGCACAACACUCGGUGGACACCACUGAACAUGGCGACCAUGGGUACUUAGCCGCCUACGAGCGCUCCACUUCACCCUCAGAUUCUGACUCCACUCAAGAAUCUACCACGCACAAGGUCACCAAAAUAGGUAAUGUUCCCAUCGCCGAUUAUGAAGGGUCACCUCGGCGGUAUGGUCCCCGACCCUCCCCCAGGACUAACAGUCCCCGAGGGGGCCACCACGCGCCGCCUCCACGACCUCCCCGACCUGGCUUCCCACGACGGAUCCUGGCAGAGGAAGAGGCUGCCAGGGAAUCCUCGUGUGAACCCCCAGCGGCAACCUCGAGUGAGUCGAGCGUGCCCCAGGGUGACGAAAGAGAAGUGACGCCCCAGGAAGAUCCCAGUAGUGACCUACCAGGACCUGACUCUUGCUCUGAGGAGGAGAGUGUGUCGCCGGCGCCGCCAGUCAUAGCUAUAUCCACCCUCACCUCCUCGUAUUCAGGGAACCUUAGCACACAGCCCAACACCACCACCUUAGACACUGACAUGUACGACUACUCCUACGAGAUGUCUGAGACUAGAAAAGUUUUAGAGGAAUUCUUUAAAGAACAAGGUGGACGUGGGGACGAGUUUCUCGACCUGGAGUACCACUUGAAACGACAGCAAGGCAACAGUUAUGUGGGGCUGCGUCUGGCUGCUGAGUACAGCGAAGAUCAGUCACUAGCCGAGGGUGGCGAUCAGCAGCAACAGCAGCAGCAGCAGCAGCAGCAUCAACAGCAGCAGCAGCAUCAUCAACAGCAGCAUCAGCAGCAGCAGCAGCAGCAGCAGCAGCAGCAGCAGCAGGCCAGUUCUGACAGUAGCCCUCCAGAGAACCAUAGCAAUAGCUUGGAGCAUCAUAACUCUGGGUCAGACUAUCACAACAACUCCGCCGAAGUCCACAACGCUGCAGAACCAUUAGAGGGCGACACGGAACACCACAACACCACCGGUGUAGACCUUCACAACAUGGACGUGAACCAGCACAACAGUGGUGUGGACCAGCAAACGAGAACAGCAGCAGAUGAGCGCACAGGGCCACCAGCAGACAUGAACGCCGAGCAUGAGCGGGAACUCGGCACUCCUACACAUGAGGUAAGCUCAGCAUCCCCUGGUCUCCUCAACCACCUCGACCUGUCUUAUGAAGCACAACAGGACACAGCACAACAAGAGCAGCAUCAGGCACCAGAUAGCAUCAGUAACAGCAGUCACAGCAGCACUCACAGCAGUAACAGCACACACAGUGAGACAGGUGGACAGGAGGACUUCGGAGAUAACCUCUCCGAGCCUCCUCAGGAUCCCUUCCCAGAGAACAGUGCACUCUAUGACAGGCUCAAUGAGGUAGUGGUUGCUGCGUUAGGGCGCGAGUGUGACCUCGACGACAGGUCUGGCGACGACAACCCAGGUCCCGGGUCCUUUACUGAUGACCUGUCUGGUCACGAGGACCCGGGGCUGUUAGACCUGUCCAUUGAGGGGGAUCAUGACACGGCCUCGACCAACCCUCAGACCGAAGAUCUGGCCGAGACUGAGGUGGGACUGCAGGUAAUGAUACUUUCCCAUAACCCCCUCUCCCCUUAGUCAACCCUCACCUCAACCCUUAGCUCCCUCCUCACCCCAUACUUUUCCCCCUCCCUCCCUCCUUUCGACCCCUCCCUCCCUCCCCCCCUUUCCUUCCAUCACAUUUCUUUCCUUCCUCUUCUUCAUACCAACUCCAAAUUCAAACCUGUCUUCCUUUUAUACUCUUCCCUCUUCUUACGUCACAAUAUCUCUCUAAAGUUUUACCUCCCAGGGCAAUCCUCUCUCCCAUUUAAUUUGUUUAGGUCAGACUCGCUCAUUCCUACGUCAUAAUCUUGUACAAUACAUCAUAUUCCCAGUUCAUUAUUCGUUUUUCCCCAUAUCAUUCAGAAUCAUUCUUCUUGCCUCGAGAUCAUUCUCCUUGUCUCGAGACCAUUCUCCUUGUCUCGAGACCAUUCUCCUUGUCUCGAGAUCAUUCUCCUUGCCUCGAGAUCAUUCUCCUUGCUUCGAGAUCAUUCUCCCUGCCUCGAGAUCAUUCUCCUUGCCUCGAGAUCAUUCUCCUUGCCUCGAGAUCAUUCUUCUUGCCUCGAGAUCAUUCUCCUUGUCUCGAGAUCCUUUUCCUCAUUCCUAGACUUUUCCCACUUCCAGGUUUAUAUACCAGCUCAAGAUACAUUUCUCUCACGUUGUUUCAACCGUCACUUUGUCAUUAAACUCCCUAUCACAUGUUUAACUCGAGGACAAUAUCGUCACCUUCAGGUCUUCUUCCUCACUUCCCCUGGAGCCGCAGCCGCAGCCUCCUCAUAAUCAUGUCGUCCUGAAAGUCACGCAUUCUCUUCUUCCAGACUCCCCCCUCUCCACUCCCAGACUCUGCCCUCUCCACUCCCAGACUCUUUCCUCUCCACUCCCAGACUCCUCCCUCUCUACUCCCAGACUCUACCCUCUCCACUCCCAGACUCCUCCCUCUCCACUCACAGACUCUUCUCUCUCCACUCCCAGACUCCCUCUCCACUCCCAGACUCCCUCUCCACUCCCAGACUAUUCCCUCUCCACUCCCAGACUCCUCUCUCUCCACUCCUAGACUCCCCUUCUCCACUCCCAGACUCCUCCCUCUCUACUCCCAGACUCU
Cherax quadricarinatus is the source of this 3803-nucleotide messenger RNA. Lineage: Eukaryota; Metazoa; Arthropoda; Malacostraca; Decapoda; Parastacidae. The record is from RefSeq and is a predicted model, not a curated record.